AUAGCGACCUACGGUCAUGUUUUCCUCCAGAAGCCGAAGAAAGGAAUAAACUUUAUAUUUGCUGAUUUAUCAGUGUAUUCCGUGAAGUAAAAGAUGUAUGAUCGCGCCCCUAGAACCCUAACGCAACCGUUAUCCAGCACAGCCGAUGCUGUUGGCCCUGGAACAUACGAUCCACCCGAGCCAGGACGCCGAAAAUACGAUGGUUAUGCACCUUUCUCAUCCAUGACUGGGCGUGAGACCUUCCUGGACAUCCAGGACAGUGUAGUUGCUGCACCUGGCCCUGGUCAGUACGACCCGCAACUGGUACAGCACCAUAUAUCCGGGGGGCACACCCUCGCCAACAGAUCAAGUAGGUUUACAAGCAAGCCAGUCAAGACACCUGGACCUGGGGCAUACAACCUGCAAAAGAAGGGUGACUGGCUGAAAGAUGGAGGAGGCAGGCGUGGCGAGGGCGUGGGAGACAUGGGUGAUGUGGCUUUGUUCAAGACGUCCCGUGUGACAUUUAAGCGUAAGCCUGACCCCCCGUCAAUCCCGUCCCCUGGCAAGGCCUAUGGCUAUGAGGAAUCUACAGAUGGCUCACUCCGCCCCCAAGAGAUGCCCCACAAGGAUAGUUCCAUGGGGCCUGCCUACUAUCAAGUCAAACAUGAUGAUGACCCUGUUACCAGGAAGUAUGGAAAGGGAACAAACUUUAGCAACAGGACCUCAAAAAGAUUGCAAUUCAAAGGUAAUGCUGGUCCUGGGCCAGGCGACUAUAACCCCUACCAAGACCCAGGAAUCAAAGUACCCAUGGACAUAAUUGUAGAGGAAAGCAGAAAACAGCCAUUUGAAUCUGCAUUGCCACGUUACCACCAAGUCAUCGUCCAGGAAGAAGAAAAGAAGGCUGUUCCUGGGCCUGGCAAGUAUGAGAUCAAGAGCCAGUUCGAGGUGGUUCCCAGACCCACCCUACAAGACGACCCUGUGAUCAAUGCACCCUUCGGCACACAAUCCAAGAGGUUUUUUGAUGACAGGCAAAACAAUCCUGCCCCAGGAGCCUACAACAAUCCAAAGAACGCACUAGAAGUACUAAAAAGGACCACUGGUUUGAAGCGGAGCCCUUUUGGGCAAACAUCAGUGAGGUUCGAAGGAAAGCCUCACCACUCCAAGAAAACCCCAGGCCCUGGAGCCUAUAACAUUACAGAUAUGACAUCAGAACUCCUCAGAAAAGCACACCUUGAAAGCACAAGAAAAGGUGCAUUUGGUUCAACCUCGCACCGGAUAGCUCCCAUGACCAGACGUCAUGAGGACCAUCUUCCUGGCCCCGCCCACUACCUCACUACAGCAGAAAAAAACAAAAAGGAGAUCCAACUCUCAUCAACCUUCCAGUCAACAACUGGUCGCCUACACACCCCUCCGGGGGUAGUUAUGGACGUCCCGCCUCCAGGCUCGUAUGACGUCUCUAAAUCCUACGACAGCACUCAGGGCCGUGUAAUGUACCCCUACGCACAGAGCAAAAAUAGAAACACCAAGAGAACAGGGGCGUUUAACUCCACUGCGUCUCGCUUCUCAGACAAAAGAAGAGUUCCCAUGGAAGAGACUGAUCCAGGUCCAGGUCAUUAUGACGCUGUAUCCUCAGGUAAACCCGGUGGUCUGAUGGUCACUCGGGACACGCGCUUCAAACCGCUCAAGAGUGAUGUCCCUGGACCCGGAGCAUACGAGCUCAACCCGAUCCAAGCCCACACCGUUUUGAAGGGAACCUUCAACACGACCUUGAACAAUCCGAUCGUGCCCAACUAUGAAGACAUGGAGGGACGGACGCCAUCCAAGCAAGCAUUUUUACUAGGAAUGUAGCACGCAUGCGAGAGGGUUUAUUAGAAUGCGCAUGCGUGUUAAACACGCCGCUGUACAUAUUGCACAUACAAAUGGCGCCUUGAAUAGGCGAAUGGAAAUAUGUAAAAUGAACUAAAUGAACACAUGAAAAGGGUAAUAAAUUUGGUAUUAGUACACAGUA
Nematostella vectensis (starlet sea anemone) is the source of this 1987-nucleotide messenger RNA. Its product is annotated as sperm-tail PG-rich repeat-containing protein 2. Bases 94 to 1827 code for a protein of 577 amino acids. The transcript has 15 exons. The record is from RefSeq and is a predicted model, not a curated record. Lineage: Eukaryota; Metazoa; Cnidaria; Anthozoa; Actiniaria; Edwardsiidae.